Seminavis robusta is the source of this 1212-nucleotide messenger RNA. Lineage: Eukaryota; Bacillariophyta; Bacillariophyceae; Naviculales; Naviculaceae. The record is from the annotation of a GenBank genome assembly.
AUGUCGAAAUCCGACUCAUCAGGGGACAACAACACGACUGGCACUGCCGCUGCAGCCUUUCGUGCCCGCAUGGAAGAUUCAGACAACAGCCACCUGGACACCAAUUACCGUGUCCGAGUCUAUCCUUCUCAGCUCUUUGAAUCGACCUAUCGAACGGAUCGGGCAUGGUUGUUUUCUCUUUCCUUGGCCAUGGUAUUUGUCUUUACGUCCUCCGUUUUCCUUGUGUACGACUACUGUGUGGAACGACGCCAGAAGAUUGUGGUCAGGUCAGCAGAAAAGUCCGGUGCCAUUGUUCAUUCACUCUUCCCAGAACAAGUCCGAGAACGUCUUUACGAAGAAAGCACUACCAACAUGGAGCAAAUUGGGGGCGGGUUGGAAGCACACCCCUGUGACCAUAUCUCCCCUGCUGCCAAUGCCGAUUUGUAUCCUGAAUGCACAGUCUUCUUUUGUGACAUUGCUGGGUUUACUAAGUGGUCUUCCAGUAGAACACCAGUAGAAGUCUUCCAGCUACUAGAGACAUUGUAUGCUGCCUUUGAUGCAAAUGCUAAACGCCGAAAGGUGUUCAAGAUUGAAACAAUCGUUGAUUGCUAUGUGGCUGUCACAGGCCUACCAAAAGGACAGCCGGGACAUGCUUUGAUCAUGGCUCGUUUUGCAAUUGACUGCAUGAAAAGUGCAAUGGAGUUGGUGUAUGAAGAUGGAGAACUGUUGGACUGGUAUGUCCCAUUCUUGGAUUUGAACCCUAGACUGUGGUUCUGUUUGAAAUAUACCUGUGCUCACCCUACAAUCCUUAUCUUUAAUGCUUUGCUUCAGGUGACUGCGGGUGUGUUGCGCGGAGGCAAGCAGCGCUUCCAGAUAUUUGGUGAUACGGUCAACACAGCCUCCCGCAUGGAGAGCAAUGGGGUUCCCAACAGCAUCCAUGUAUCAGAAUCAACAGCCCAACUUUUAAAGCAGGCUGGGAAGGAACAUUGGUUGACUCCCCGUGAAGACAAGAUCACAGCAAAAGGCAAAGGAGAAAUGCAAACCUACUGGGUUGUGGCCUCUUGUGACCGUUCCGCUGCUCUUGCCUCUACUAUAGGGUCCAUGGACAUGAGUGUGGAUCGGCGUAUUAAAAGUUUUGCUUCUCGCUCGUCACAGGAGCAGGAAACCUUGGCUAAUGUGGAUCCAAGCAACACAAGUGUUACAAAGGAAGCACGUUUCGAUGACUGGAUGUAA